UAAGUUGUGCCUGCGUGGCUUAUUUUUGUAGAACUGAAAACGCCACCGCAAAAUCUAAUCGAAGCCUUGAAUCGAAGGAUCACAACUUGCGCUUUUUUUUUUUCAUCAAUUUUUUCUGUUUGAAUGGCGAGUGAGGAUGAUGCAGUGAAGAAGGCACUGAUAGUAGAUACUCGGGCGAGAAACAUUAGUCACAAUGUGAGGUGCACGGAGUGUGGGAGUCAAUCCAUUGAAGAUUCUCAGACAGACAUUGCCAUUUUGCUCAGGAAGUUAAUUCGUGAUGAAAUUCGAUCUGGAAAGAGUGAUAAGGAGAUCUACAAAAAGCUUGAGGACGAUUUUGGAGAGACUGUACUCUAUACUCCCAAGUUUGACAUGCAAACAGCAGCUUUGUGGUUAUCACCGAUCCUAUUUGCAGGUGCAGCUGCAGGGAUAUGGGCUUACAACAAGCAUAAACAAAAGGCUAAUGUCCAUCUCAUGGCUUUGAACCUUGUUAGAGGUGUUCCAUUGACCCCAACAGAGAAGGAAACAAUGCUUGAUAUUCUUACGCCACCUCCUUCACAGGGAGUUGCGACACCCUCCUGGUGGAUGAGAUGGCGAGGUCAAUGAUCACGUUGACUAUCUACUAUUAUGGCUUUAAACCUUGUGGGAAACUCGGUCUUGGCUUCAAUAUACUACGAAGAUAGUGAACUUGAAGAGAACCUUCCAUAUGGUACAUGUUUGUGACUAGAAGUAGGUUUCAUAAAUUUUCAAGCCUGGUAUUUUAGUACCUCUUUUAGAUAGAAUCGAUUUUAAAACGAUGAACAUAAUCGUAAUCUGUAUAAAUUAAUAACCUUUGGGUAAAACAUGUUUUAGUUCUCUAAAA
Cajanus cajan (pigeon pea) is the source of this 859-nucleotide messenger RNA. The record is from RefSeq and is a predicted model, not a curated record. NCBI's taxonomy places the organism in Eukaryota, Viridiplantae, Streptophyta, Magnoliopsida, Fabales, Fabaceae.